UUCGCCCUCCGCUCGCUCCUUCCUCUGUUCGCUUUAUCCCCUCCUCCCGCAGAUGCAUCUCGAUUGAACUCCACAUCGCCGAUCUACUCGCCUAGCGCACGCGACUGCUAUCCUUUGAAGAGAUCGUGGCGGGGGAAGAGGUCAGAGGUGGUGGAGGCGGCGCCGCCGCGGCGUUCAGUGGCGUGAUGGACGGAGGAGGCGGGGGGUGGAGAGGAGGAUGCUUGUGCCGCCGUAGGAGAAGGCGAUGCCGGCCGUCCGGGUGGUCAGGACUGCAGCGGCCCAGCGGGACUCAAGCAGCGGUGGUGGAAGUUCAAGAUGGAGGAAGAAGAUGAUGUAUGGUGCCACGGGCAAGAAGAUGGGGAGCCGCCUGACAAUGGCGGCGAUAGGGGCUGGCUGGACGCCCUGUACACACAGGAGGCAUGCCCUUUGCCCACGUUGACCACAACGGAAGGUUGGCUCCCGCCGGCGUCUUUGACUGCUCGUUGACUAGCUUGACACCGCGAUCUUCUGGCAAGUCCUAACCUAGUGCGUCCCCCCUGACACGACCCCGGCGUCACCAAGUCCACCGUCGGCGUCUCCGGUGUCACCGCAUCCACGGCCUGCAUGCCCACGUCCGCGGUCGGCAUCUCCGAUGUAACUCUGUCCCCGGCUAGCAUGCCUUCGUCGCUGCCGGCGUUGCCGCGUCCUCGGCCGGCGUCUCCGCGUCCAGCGAGUUACGAGGGCACGCCGCCGGCGCAGCAACGGCACGCUGCCACUUCCUUCUCCACUUAGUACUACUAGUACUGUAGUACUACUUGGGAACAUAUGGCAUGGGCUGGGAGUGGGACAAAGCGUGUGAGGGCUCAGGGCUUUCUCGUCCAAAAGCUUCCGCCAGCGCAUACAUUGGUACGUGUGCUGCAAACUAUGCGCACUAGAUUGAGGAACGGAGGGAGUACAUACAAUGUGCAUCAUCCAGGCCAAGUGGAUAUAUGAACUCAAUUAUGAAUCAUACCAUGUAGGACCUUUGCUUGUUUUCAGUGACAAUCUGACAGCUCCAUCUUACUAGGUUGUUGCUUGCUUGCUUGCUUGUUUGCACAUACAUACACAAAGUUCCAAAGCUAUACUAGUACUAAAUGGAGCUGGAGGCUGAAGCAAUGCAUGGUACAUGCAUAUCCAUAUCCUGCAUUUGGGCAUGCCAAUGAUCAGGGCAACACCAUGCAUGUCACAUGGAAACAUUUGUAUAGUUUUGCAUCACACACAAAGUGCACACGCACUGUUUGAAAUGCACUCCUCCUCCUGAGCUAGUAGGAGCACUGUUAAUUAAUAUUAGCAGCAGUUUCUGCAGGUGGGGCCAACCCAAGAUUAAACAAGACUCUUGCAGGGGCUGUCUGCUCUUGGAGGGGCAGUGCCUGGCCGUCCUUCAUGCAAGUGCGUGCCACUGGGUCUCUUGUUGCUUGGCAUGCCAAAAAGGUGGGCUGCCAAAAGCAAAAAUAUGUGUCUACCUAGUGUCCAGUGACAAGCAUUCGCCAUUGGAGGCAGCCAAGCAGCUGCUUCUGCGUUUAUAAAUGAGCACCUCCCUGCAACUGCAACUUCCAUUCCCAGUUUGAGCAUCAACACCUGAUCUUUAGUCUUUCCUCCGUUCUAUCUUGCUUGUCCCUUGCAAGUUUGAGUGCAGAACGAGCUGAAGAGAGCUAGAUAGACAAGGGAGAGGACAAGUUCUUGGCUUAUAAUUACAGGUUUAGAGCAAGUUUUGAGUUUGAGGAGAGAUGGGCAAGCUUGUGAGGCAAUGUGACAUGGAGGUCAUGAAGAUGGCCAUGCUCAAGCACGAAGAGACCUUCAGGCAACAGGUUCACGAGCUACACCGCCUGUACCGCAUCCAGACACAGCUCAUGGGGGGCGACCUGAGCACGCGCCGGCAGCCGCGGCGGCGCGGCAACAAGCAGCCACGCCGGGCGCUCAACCUGCAGCUCCCCGCCGACGAGUACAUAGUCGGAGCCGCCGACGAGGACGACGACGGCUGCGGCACCGGAGCAGAGCUGGAGCUGACGCUCGCCGUGGGAGGGAGGAGGACCGGCUCCGGCACUUCCCGCAAGAACAACGUUAGCAAGAGAGGACAUGCCAAACACGACGGCGCCGGCGGCUUCUCCUCACCCUUCGCUUCCGACUGCUCCGGCGGCACGAGCCUCUCGUCGUCGCCGCCGUCGUCGGCCGAGUACUCGGAGAGCGCCUUCGGGGUGGCGCUCCACGGCGGUUACCCGGGGGUGGCCGCGCCUCCGCCGCCAUGCCAGAGAGCCAUGACGUUCGACCUCGGCGUGGCGGAGGCGAUGAAGCAGCACCAGUCGCCCUGGCAGCUGGUGCAGUGCCAGUACCUCAGCCUCAGGAUGACAUGAAUGAAUCAACUCCUUCGAAGCUCGUUGAUCAUAUAUAUCAUCAUCAUCCAAGCCAUGGCCAUGGCAUGAUCGCAUCGUACUACUUAGUAGGUUGUGUUGCAUUGUAGAAGCAGUAGCUAUGGAGUAUUCCUUAUCUUUUCUUUCCUUUUUUGCUGUUGCUUAGAUGCGUGCCAUUGAUGGAGCUUGGGGAGGAUCGAGUUCUGAAUUCCGAUCCUGAUCCCAAGCUGCUAAUUGCUUAAUCAUGACAAAUGAGUGCAUGCUGAUUGAUUAGUCAUCGAUGUUCAGAGCUGAGACUGGUGUGAAUUGAUGAAUAAUAUGCCAUGUUCAUGAUUUGUA
This is a messenger RNA of Triticum aestivum (bread wheat), 2705 nucleotides long. RefSeq lists its product as uncharacterized. The transcript has 3 exons. The record is from RefSeq and is a predicted model, not a curated record. NCBI's taxonomy places the organism in Eukaryota, Viridiplantae, Streptophyta, Magnoliopsida, Poales, Poaceae. The coding region runs from base 1746 to 2369 and encodes 207 amino acids.